Messenger RNA from Penaeus monodon (black tiger shrimp), 894 nucleotides. Its product is annotated as lysoplasmalogenase-like. The record is from RefSeq and is a predicted model, not a curated record. Lineage: Eukaryota; Metazoa; Arthropoda; Malacostraca; Decapoda; Penaeidae. Gene Ontology annotation, cellular component: membrane.
CAGAGAUAAGACAGUCAUCAUCAACAGAAGUGUCUCCACAAUACCCACACAACUCAGCACGUGUUCUAUUACACCUCCUUUAUAAUGUGUUUUCAAGUUGUGUGUUUUCUUCAAUCGAUAUAAUACCAGUUUACGUUUGUGUGUGUGUUUCUUUGUAAGAAUAUACUUUUGUGUUUUUGUGGUUGUUCUACGUCAAUUCGUCCACCGUCCAGCCCAGCAGCAUGAGCCCCCGAGCCACGCCCACGUGGGCGGGGCCUCCUCACCACCACACCCUCGUAUUCCUGGCCUCCGUCGGCGCCUCCCUCGUGUGGUUCGUCCCCUCACAGCUCUCUUCUCUCAAGGCAAUGUUCUUCAAGUGCCUCCCUGUUGUCAUUUUGAUUGACAUGCUGUGUUCCAGGCUCUCGUCCUCUCCCUGCUGGGGGAUGCCUUGCUGGUAUGGCCCAAGUACUUCCUCCCGGGGACGCUGGCCUUCGGCGUGGCCAACUGCCUCUACAUCUACGCGUGGGGCCUCCGUCAGGCGAAUCUCGUCACCGGCGCCAUCAUCUACCUCUCCGUCGCCGUCUGUCUGGCGUGCCUCCUGCCCAAGGCUCCCCCACACCUCCGGGCUGCUGUCACCGUCUACAGUUUCGUGUUGGUGACGAUGCUGUGGGCCGCGGUUAAUAGGUACAGACAACGACGGAACCUCACGUGGCAGCACCGAGCCUGUACUCUCGCAGGUGCAUUUAUCUUCGUGGUCUCAGACGCUUGCCUGGCACUCCUGCAGGGCCUCAAGCUGGUGCCAUUCCCUUACGGUCGCCUUCUCACUAUUCUGACCUACUACACGGCACAGUUCCUUAUUGUUAUUGGCACUGAUUACGGUAGAGCCAGGUAGUGAGGGGAUGAAGUUGUGUAAAA